This is a messenger RNA of Melospiza melodia melodia, 1548 nucleotides long. It is a transcript of the gene MC4R, whose product is annotated as melanocortin 4 receptor. Bases 291 to 1286 code for a protein of 331 amino acids. Lineage: Eukaryota; Metazoa; Chordata; Aves; Passeriformes; Passerellidae. The transcript has 2 exons. Gene Ontology annotation, molecular function: melanocyte-stimulating hormone receptor activity. Gene Ontology annotation, biological process: regulation of metabolic process; adenylate cyclase-activating G protein-coupled receptor signaling pathway. Gene Ontology annotation, cellular component: cytoplasm; plasma membrane. The record is from RefSeq and is a predicted model, not a curated record.
ACUGCCUGACAGUGAGACUAGUGCUUGCAGUUUGAAAACAGUUCCUGCUCCACAGCAGUCACUUGGGCAUUUUAUGGUCACAUCUCUUUGAUGGAAAGCACCAAAAGAGCCUUGCAGCAUCCCAGUGAGCUAAAGAGGAACUGACCACAUGGGAGGAUCUGAUGCACACAUGGAGACUGUUGGGACUCUGUGACAUAGAUCACCAAGCUGAAAAGCCAAAGAAGGUUUUCAAAGGAAUGCAAAAGGAACGGGAUUUUUAGAAGCAGGAAGACAAAAGGGAUCUCCAUAAGAUGAAUUUCACCCAGCAUCGUGGGACACUCCAGCCUCUCCAUUUCUGGAACCACAGCUACAGACUGCAUGGAGGAGCCAGCGAGCCCAAUGCGAAGGGCCACUCCUCAGGAGGCUGCUACGAGCAACUCUUUGUAUCCCCAGAAGUGUUUGUGACCCUGGGCAUCAUCAGCUUGCUGGAGAACGUCCUGGUCAUUGUGGCCAUAGCCAAGAACAAGAACCUCCAUUCACCCAUGUACUUCUUCAUCUGUAGCUUGGCAGUGGCUGACAUGCUAGUGAGUGUAUCUAAUGGAUCAGAAACCAUUGUGAUCACGCUGCUAAACAACACAGACACAGAUGCACAGAGCUUUACCAUAAACAUUGACAAUGUCAUCGACUCAGUCAUUUGCAGUUCCUUGCUUGCAUCAAUUUGCAGUCUUCUCUCAAUAGCAGUGGACAGGUACUUUACUAUCUUUUAUGCCCUCCAGUACCAUAAUAUCAUGACAGUGAAGCGUGUAGGGGUUAUCAUCACGUGCAUCUGGGCUGCUUGCACAGUCUCAGGCAUUUUGUUCAUCAUUUACUCCGACAGCAGUGUUGUCAUCAUCUGCCUAAUCAGCAUGUUCUUCACUAUGCUCAUUCUCAUGGCAUCCCUCUAUGUCCACAUGUUUAUGAUGGCUCGUAUGCACAUAAAAAAGAUUGCUGUUCUUCCAGGGACUGGCCCUGUUCGCCAAGGGGCCAACAUGAAAGGGGCCAUCACUCUCACCAUCCUGAUUGGAGUUUUUGUUGUGUGCUGGGCUCCGUUUUUCCUACACCUGAUUUUCUACAUCUCCUGCCCCUACAACCCUUACUGUGUGUGCUUCAUGUCCCACUUUAAUUUCUACCUCAUCCUCAUCAUGUGCAACUCCAUCAUCGAUCCACUUAUCUAUGCAUUCCGGAGUCAGGAGCUCAGGAAAACAUUCAAGGAGAUUAUAUGCUGCUGUAGCCUGAGAGGGCUUUGUGAUUUCCCUGGCAAAUAUUAAACUGAAUGGAUGGAUAUGUUACUAUGUACACAACAGGCAGCACAGAUUUCCAAGGCUUUGGAUCCUUUUUCUCAGCAGAAUUUGGUUUAAAUCUUUAAAAGUGAGCACCUCUUUCUGUCUCUCCCUCCCCCCCAUUCUUGUGUUCCAUUCAUGUGGAAUUCAUAUUUCUGUAUAAUGUUCAUGAUGUCUAUAAUUUGUAAUUUAUUUGGCUAGAAAGAGCAGUAGCAUUUCAUGUCAGUUUGUAAGUAAGCAAAUAAAUGUA